GAGGGGGUGAACGAGCAAGUAAAGCACCUCAGUCGUUGUAAAAUAAAAAGGAACAGGAGAAGCGCUCCGCUUUCUCUUCUCCUUCCCUCUUUUUUCGGAGGAGCCAGCGCUGUGAGAAGCAGGGAGGCGAAGAACGCUGGACUGGUUUUUCCCUUCCACCGACAGGGGCGGAAGUCGCAGCUGAAGCCGGCGAAACGCCGUGCCUGUAUAAUCACAGCGCCCAGGCUUCCGAGCCCGACCCAGCUCUAGAUUUGUCUGCGAUCAGGUUUUUCUCCCCGACUGGGAGAGCAACCAGUUUGAGUUAGAGGAAAGGAGGGGUCGCUGUGCGUGCCUUGUCGCUUAAAAAAGCGCCUCCCCUCCCGCCCCGGGCUGUACAUACCACUUCCUUUUUGAAGAGUUGGUCAAACUCACACCCAGGUCCCCGGCCGCCCUCUUGUACCGAGUGUCCCUCUGGGAAGGGAUGGUUUGUCUUGCUCAAUUUGCCCCCGCAACGCCCGUGUCUUCCUCCUGAGCAAGCAGCAUGAGCAUGGCAAAUGAAACAUACCUCUUCAUAAAAGACAUAAAGCCGGGACUGAAAAAUGUAAAUGUCGUCUUUAUUGUGCUGGAGAUCGGGCGUGUUACCAAAACCAAAGAUGGACAUGAAGUCAGGGCAUGCAAAGUAGCUGACAAGACAGGAAGCAUCACCAUCUCCGUGUGGGAUGAGCUUGGCAGCCUCAUCCAGCCAGGUGAUAUUAUUCGGUUGACCAAAGGGUAUGCAUCUCUGUGGAAAGGAUGCCUUACGCUUUAUACUGGAAGGGGAGGUGACCUGCAAAAAAUUGGGGAGUUCUGCAUGGUGUAUUCAGAAGUGCCCAACUUCAGUGAGCCCAAUUCAGAUCACCCUGGGCAGUCGAAUAAAGUGGCACAGGGUGAGCAGACUAAUAAUUCCAUUCCAUCAGCUAAUUCGGGUACUUGUACUUUUGGGCCAACUGGAAAUGGUUUGCCAACUGGACCAGAGCUGAGUGGAUUAUCAACCGCUUACAAUCACGCCCCCACCUAUGCGGGUUCUGGGCGGGUUGGUGGCCGGGGGCCUGCCCCUCCUUUUCUGGCGCCCAUGCUGUCCAAUAAUGUCCGUCCCCUGCAAAGCACAAUAAGUAAUGGGAGGGACCCCCGCAGAGCCUCCAAAAGAUGACCAAACCAAACGCCACCCUGGCCACAUAACCUCUUUAGCCUACUUGAACACUUGCUGCACUUUUAUUUAUGGUUUACUGUGAAAACGCUCAUUCUUUCUGAUCCUCUGCCUUCUCUUGUCUGGAGCGGAAGGCCCUUCUCACUUCUCUGCCCCCCCUUGAUUCAGAAAUUGAGUGAAGCUGCUGAUCAUGCAUCACCCCAGAAGGAAAAUGCGUGAAAGUAUGGAGGCAUGUUUGGAAUUAGAGUUCCUUGUUAAACAUUAGUUGCUGUUUUCCAAAAGAAAACCCAGUUUUGGCUGGAUGGGUAUUUUUAUUUGUGUUUAGUUUGUAUGACGCAGCCUUAAGAUGUUUGUUUAUUUCCCUUCUGCUCCUGGGACCAACACACUUCCCAGUUGGUGGGAGCUUGUGAUGAUUGGGGGGUGGGUAGGGAGAAGUUCCAUCUAACAAGCCAGUUCUCAAUUAAAAAGUUCUAACAGUAAGUGCAGAUGGACUGUCCAAGCUGGUUGACUUGUUAUUUGGUUGGGGUGCCCUCACAGCAAGGGUCAGAUGUCUCUUGUCAAGAAAUGUAUGCUGAUAAGAAUCCAGCUUACAUAAAAUAGAAAUCCCAGAUAUUUAUCAGA
This is a messenger RNA of Candoia aspera, 1786 nucleotides long. RefSeq names its product nucleic acid binding protein 1 (gene NABP1). The transcript is spliced from 6 exons. Gene Ontology annotation, molecular function: DNA binding. Gene Ontology annotation, cellular component: SOSS complex. The record is from RefSeq and is a predicted model, not a curated record. Lineage: Eukaryota; Metazoa; Chordata; Lepidosauria; Squamata; Candoiidae. Bases 521 to 1168 code for a protein of 215 amino acids. Gene Ontology annotation, biological process: double-strand break repair via homologous recombination; mitotic cell cycle checkpoint signaling; response to ionizing radiation.